Molecule: messenger RNA, 2528 nt
Organism: Tribolium madens (black flour beetle)
Lineage: Eukaryota; Metazoa; Arthropoda; Insecta; Coleoptera; Tenebrionidae
Gene: PIG-G
Product: GPI ethanolamine phosphate transferase 2
Exons: 3
Coding region: 158-2497 (779 amino acids)
Biological process (GO): GPI anchor biosynthetic process
Cellular component (GO): endoplasmic reticulum membrane
Source: RefSeq, a predicted model, not a curated record
UUAAAAGAUUAAAAUCUAUAAUACGAAUGUUUCCAAAUUUAAAUUUAUCAAUAAAAAUUACUUUCUUUUAUCAAAGUGAUACUGGGAAUCACCACUAUACCUUCUAAAAUGUCGGAGGAGUAUAAUAUGUACAAAAUAUAGAAAUUGAUGAAUCGUGAUGUUCCUCAAUUACGUGAUUGCCACCCUUUCUAUCUGUCUCUAUUUGCAUGGAUUUUUCCCAAUACCGGCUCGACCCAUUGAAAAAUCUCCCCCCAGCAACCGAACUCAAUCUCCAAAUUCCAGGAAACUGGUCUUCGUAGUAAUCGAUGCCCUACGUGUCGACUUUAUUUCCGACACAAAAACACCAUUCUUAUCAAAAUCGUUUAAAAAUAAUGGUUGUUUCAUUCAUCUCAAAGUUGAAACUCCAACCGUUACAUUACCACGAAUUAAAGCCUUGACGACAGGAAAUGUACCCCAAUUUGUCGAUAUUAUACUGAAUUUGGCCAAUCCGACAAAGGUUGAAGAUAGUUUCAUUCAUCGGGCUCACGCUGCAGGCAAGAAGAUUGUCUUUUAUGGUGAUGAUAUUUGGGUUAAGCUUUUUCCCGAUGAGUUUGUCAGGAGUGAAGGGACUUCGUCAUUUUUUGUUAAUGAUUUCACGGAGGUGGACGAUAAUGUCACACGAAAUAUUAGAUGGGAAGUCGAGAGGAACGAUUGGGAUAUUAUGAUUUUGCACUAUUUAGGUUUGGACCACAUAGGUCACGUUUACGGCCCCAAAUCUCCGCUCAUUUUAACCAAACUCAAAGAAAUGGAUUCUAUAUUGAGGGAAAUCUACAGGACUAACGCGAUUUUAAUGGUAACAGGUGACCACGGGAUGAGAGACAGUGGGGGGCACGGGGGCUCCACCCAUCCUGAAACCAAUGUCCCCUUAAUCGUUUUAGGGCUACCUUGCAAUAAUGACUCUUUUGCCCAAAUUGAUAUUCCCGCCAAUUUGGCUAUACUGCAAAAUUUCGAUGUUCCAACCACUAGUAUUGGCCAACUUCACCAAAGUUUGUUAUCUCAUUUGCCACAAUCAGAAUUUUUACAAGCAUUGAGAUACAACACUUUUUUGUUGACAAAUAAGCUGGAUUUAUGCGGAGAAACGAUUCACACUGCUGACCAUUUUUUCGAUUUAUUUCUACUUAAUCACAACAAAGAAUUGGCCGAAAAUGCGGCCCAAUUGUACAAGAAUUGUGCACAAAAAAUUAGUGAAUCGUUGCAAAAGACCUCAGUUCGACAAAACAUUACAUCUUUGAUUAUAGCGACUGUUACAAUAAUUGUAAUUUUAUUGAAAAUCUUUCAAAAACUUGUUGGGGUUUCCCCGAAAACUGAUAGAUUCCAACAAAUGGUGAUGUUGGCAGUGCUGUUUUUACAGUUUGCCCAGUUUCACGUUACUAUGGAUAUUGUGCUUACCUUGACAGUAUUAUUUUUACUUGUUAAAAAUUUAGUGUGUUUUGAAACAAAACAUUUGAAGCAUGUUGACAGAUCGUUCUUGACAUUGAUGUCAACUGUGCAUCCGUUGUCAUUCUUAUCGUCGAGUUUCUUGGAAGAGGAGCACCAAUUUUGGUAUUUUUUCACAAACACUUUUUUUUUGUUUAAUAUUAUGACGGAUUUGAAAAAAAUUAAAUAUUGGAUUUUGCUUUUUGUUGCAAUCAGAUUCAUACGCACAAUUAAUCAAGUUGGCGAUAAAUGGGCCGCGUUGCCAGAUUUAGCCGACUGGUUGCUACAAAACGAAAAUUAUUUAUUUUUGCAAGUAAUUUUUAUUGCAGGGUUAAUUUCCUCAUAUUUUUGUAACAGUAUAUUUGCAAAAUCGAAAUUUAGUAAAUUUAUCGAUGCAUUAGUGUUGAUUUUAAUUUAUAUAUUUCGAUCUGUUUUCGAAAAUAUAAUUCUGGGUCAAGUUUUGUGGUUUCUUCUUUUUAUAAAAUUUAUACUGUGUGUUUCAACGAAGGAAAGUUUUGCAUCAGUUUGGUUAUUACUUAUUAAUCUGUUACUCAAGCCCUAUAAUGUGAUACUUAUUCCAGUUUGUGUAUUAGCUAGUCGACUUUUCCACAAAGCUUUAAAAACCGAAAAUGUAAUUAUGGCCCAUAGGUGGUUGGGUAAUUUGUUAUUUUAUGCCCAAGGGCACGAUAAUAGUUUAGCAAGUGUUGAUAUUUCGAGCGGUUAUAUCGGAUUACGCGAAUAUAACCCUCUGUUAGUUUUCCCUCAAGUAUUGUGCCACACGUACGCCUUUCCGGUAUUAAGCGAUUUGCUACUUUUCACAAACAGAAAAGUAAACAUUUUCAAAGGUCUCCCCAUUUUUGUGUUAUUUAGAUUAUACAUUAUUGUACUAGUUUUUAUAAUAACUUUCAUACACAGACACCAUUUGUUUAUUUGGUCAGUUUUCGCCCCAAAAUUGUUUGUUGAAGCAAGUCAUUUUGGGUUUUUAUUUAUUGAAGUUUGUUGUUAUUAUUUCAUUGAUUUAAUAAAAAGACUGUGUUACUAAAAGUACAUUUUUUAAAUAAAACAACGGUUAU